Messenger RNA from Phaedon cochleariae (mustard beetle), 1080 nucleotides. The record is from the annotation of a GenBank genome assembly. NCBI's taxonomy places the organism in Eukaryota, Metazoa, Arthropoda, Insecta, Coleoptera, Chrysomelidae.
AUGGGUGCAUGUUUAACAUUGGAACGUGAAGAAGGUAAAGCAAGAAAGCGAAGUGAAGAGAUUGAUAGGCAGUUAGGUGAAUUCGCUAAACAAGAAAAUAAUGUUAUUAAAAUACUACUUCUUGGUGCUGGCGAAAGUGGGAAAAGUACCCUAGUGAAACAGAUGAAAAUAAUCCAUGCAGAUGGAUUUACACAUGCAGAACUCAGCAGCUUUCGACCAACAGUAUUAGACAACCUAUUGGCAUCUAUGAAAUAUGUUCUUGCAGGAAUGGGAGCAUUGCGAAUAAACCUAGAACAUCCAAGGAAUAAAGCUCAUGCUCAAAAUGUUCUUGUAGCUAAGAGUUGUUUUGACAUGAGCUUUAUGAUUCUACCUGGUGUGGCAGCUUCUUUACAAGUGCUUUGGACUGAUAGAGGUGUGAGGUUAGCUGUUGCAAGAGGUUAUGAGUAUGAAUUGAAUGACUCUGCUCUCUAUUUAUUUGAAAAUAUGGAACGAAUCUGUGACCCAAAGUAUGUCCCAAAUGCCACUGAUGUACUCAGAGCUAGAGUACGAACUCAAGGAAUAAUAGAAACUCAGUUUCAAAUAAAUGAUAUGAUUGUUAGUAUGUAUGAUGUGGGAGGCCAAAGAUCUCAAAGAAGAAAGUGGAUAUAUUGCUUUGAUGAUGUUAGAGCUGUUUUAUUUGUCAUAUCACUCAGUGGUUAUGACAUGACACUUCUUGAAGAUCCCAGUGUUAACAGACUUGAAGAAAGUUUGAACUUGUUCGGACAGAUUGUGAAUAAUCCUUUUUUCAGAGAAGCCUCAUUCGUGCUGUUUUUGAACAAAUUUGACUUGUUCAGGGAGAAAAUUUUAUAUUCUAGCAGACAUUUAAGGCUUUAUUUUCCAGAUUAUAGAGGUCCAGAUAAAGAUGUCGACCGGGGAGCUCUCUUCAUUCAGCACAAGUUUAUAUUGAGAAACGGUGAUUCCAGAAAAGUAUUAUAUCCUCAUUUCACUACUGCCACAGACACGGCCAACGUAAGAGUUGUUUUUCAGUCUGUCAUGGAAAUGGUGAUUUCUAGUAACUUAGGACAGGUUACAUUGUUGUAA